Molecule: messenger RNA, 1047 nt
Organism: Trichomycterus rosablanca
Lineage: Eukaryota; Metazoa; Chordata; Actinopteri; Siluriformes; Trichomycteridae
Gene: mapre1a
Product: microtubule-associated protein, RP/EB family, member 1a
Exons: 8
Coding region: 62-871 (269 amino acids)
Biological process (GO): regulation of microtubule polymerization or depolymerization; protein localization to microtubule; spindle assembly
Cellular component (GO): spindle midzone; microtubule plus-end; microtubule organizing center
Molecular function (GO): microtubule plus-end binding
Source: RefSeq, a predicted model, not a curated record
AUUGGGUGGAUGCAGCAGCAGUAGAGGCGCCAGCGUCCAAACCGAGGUCUACAGCGAGACAAUGGCUGUGAACGUCUACUCUACUUCGGUAACUAGUGAAAACCUCAGUCGCCAUGAUCUGCUAACCUGGAUCAACAGCUCGCUGCACAUGAAUCAUGCAAAGAUUGAACAGCUGUGUACAGGUGCUGCUUACUGUCAGUUUAUGGAUAUGUUAUUCCCAGCAAGUGUGCCAUUAAAGAAAGUCAAAUUCCAGGCCAAGCUAGAGCACGAGUAUAUCCACAAUUUCAAAAUUCUUCAAGGCAGCUUCAAGAAGCUUGGUGUUAACAAAAUCAUCCCUGUGGACAAACUUGUAAAAGGGAAAUUCCAGGAUAACUUUGAGUUUGUGCAGUGGUUCAAGAAGUUCUUUGAUGCUAACUAUGACGGGAAAGAUUAUGAUCCAGAAGCGGCUCGGCAAGGGCAGGAGGCUGCUGCUAUACCGUGUGCGGUUUCAGCUGUGGUUAAUAAACCUCGUAAAGGCAGCACAGAGUUGCGUGUGACGCCGGUGAAGCCCACAGCUCCCGUUGCCCCACAGAGGUUAACCACAGCUGCUAAUAAGGCUGCCGCACCUGCAAUGCUGAGAACAGAGUCAGGAUCUAGGGGUGAAAAUACUGAAGAGCUUGCUCAAAUGGUCAGUGACCUGAAAUGCACUGUCACAGAUCUGGAGAAGGAGAGGGACUUUUAUUUCAGCAAGUUAAGGAACAUUGAGCUCAUUUGCCAGGAAAAAGAGGGGGAGACUGACCCUACACUCCAAAAGAUUCUUAAUGUUCUCUAUGCCACAGAUGAAGGAUUUGAGAUUCCAGAGGAUGGUGCAGGUGAACAGGAUGAGUUUUGAUCAACCCAAAGUGAUUGUUUAAUCUGUAUAAUCUCAAGCUUUUGGGCAAGUGUGCAUGCUGUAAAUAAACAUACAUACUGCCAAUUUGCUUUUUCUUGUUGGGUGUCUUUGGGCCAUUGCGGUUGCACAUUGACGCUUUGAAUGUUUUAUAUUUAAUAAAAGUUCUAUUUAUGUGC